Molecule: messenger RNA, 4653 nt
Organism: Linum tenue
Lineage: Eukaryota; Viridiplantae; Streptophyta; Magnoliopsida; Malpighiales; Linaceae
Source: the annotation of a GenBank genome assembly
GCAAGUCUCAGUAAUCCGAUCGCAAUCUCCAUCCUUGUGCUACCACCAUCCCGAUCGGAGUUCUCAUUCUGGCAUUUCGUCCAACACCAGAGGUCCAGAGCUUCCAACUUUUCAAACAACGAAAACCCGUUAUUUUAUUUUUGGUUCAUCAAAUUAAACAGUCACUUAGCCAUUUUCAGCACAAACAAGGAUCUUCCCAAUCUCAACAAGUAAAUUACAAACAAAGAGCCGGCCGCCCGGGGGGAAGGGGAGGCAAAUGUUCCGGCGGCCGGCGAUUGAUUCGAUUAAAAUGUGGGGGCAAAAGACGGCCGCUCAAACUGCAAUGGACUAGGGCAGCAGAGCGGCAAUGGAAGCCUCCGUCUUUACUGUGAGCUCAUCACACUAACGUGCGCCACAAUUGAAACCUUUUCUCGUGGAAUACCACGCCACCCCUGACUCAAGAGGUAAAGCGCUCGGCCUUGAGCUCUGCUUGCUUCUCUUCCUCCCAGUCCCCUUGCCUCUGGUUUUAUACUGUUGAUCCACUAGGGUUUGACUGUUUCACAUUGACCCUAAACGACGUCAUUUUUCGACUACCCUUUUCCCCCAAUCCACUUUGAACUUUGAAGGCUGCCGGUGAAACGACCGGCGGAAAGAGAGUGCAUUUCUCGACUCUCGUCGAAGUUUUUAUCUUGAAAAUACUGGAAUGGGAAGAGUUCGUUUCAAUCUCCACGCUGUGAAGGUACUUAUCGGCCGUCGACAGGUCCACGGAUCGCCGCUUUCCGGUUCAGAUGUCAAGUUGCGGCGGCCGCAACCUGCUUUACCAAAGUCAUUACCGAUUCCCGACCUUCAUAAUCCGUAUUUGAAUCAAAGCCCUAAUCCUCCUGAAGUUAAGUACUCGCAGCAUGAGUUCGCGACCCUCUGUUGUCUUCUGAGAGAUUCCAAUCUCUCUCCCGGUUCUUCCCUCCAGAAUGCUUUGGACCAAACGGGAAUCGAGCCGCAGCAGCCUGGUCUGUUAGAGGCGGUCUUUGAGAAAUUCGAUUCGUCUCCGAAAUUGCUCUACUCAGUGUUUCAAUGGGCCGAGACGAGACCAGGGUUUCGGUGCUCGGAGGUGCUGUUCAACUCGAUGGUCAACGCACUUGGGAAAGCGAAGGAAUUCGACUCUGCAUGGUCUCUGGUUCUAGAUAGGAUUGAUGGAGAUAAAGAUCUUCAGUUGGUUUCCAGUGAUACAUUUGCCAUUCUCAUCAGAAGGUUUGCUCGUGCAGGAUUACCUGAAGCCGCAAUCAGGACAUAUGAGUAUGCAAGAAAUCUGGACUUGGUUGAGAAGCCAGAUGCUGGAAUGCGCUUGCUUGAGGUUUUGUUAGAUUCUCUUUGUAAGGAAGGGCAUGUUCGGGUGGCUGCAGAGUAUUUCCAGCGUAAAAAGAAGAUGGAACCUUGCUGGGUUCCCGCAAUUCGUGUAUAUACUAUACUUUUGAACGGGUGGUUUCGGUCAAGGAAGCUCAAACAUGCAGAGAGACUUUGGUUUGAGAUGGAGAGGGAUGGUGUGAAACCGACUGUUGUGACCUACGGUACCCUUGUAGGAGGGUACUGCAGAAUGCGUCGUGUUGAGAUUGCACUUGAUUUGGUGGAUGAAAUGAGAAGAAAAGAAAUCAAGCCCAAUGCUAUCAUCUACAAUACAAUUAUUGAUGCACUAGCAGAAGCCGGCAGGUUUAAGGAGGUUUCUGGGAUGAUGGAGCACUUGUUACUAUGUGAAUCAGGCCCUACUCUCUCCACAUAUAAUUCUUUGGUUAAGGGGUACUGCAAAGCUGGAGAUCUUGUGGCCGCUAGCAAGAUCCUUAGAACGAUGAUCGACAGAGGAUUCAUUCCAACUUCUACCACAUAUAACUAUUUCUUCAGGCAUUUUUCAAAGUUCCGGAAAGUUGAGGAGGCAAUGAAUUUAUAUACCAAGAUGAUUGAUUCUGGAUAUUCCCCUGACCAUCUCACUUACAAUCUCUUGUUGAAGUUAUUGUGCGAGGACGAACGGCUAGACUUAGCUGGUCGGAUUAGCAAGGAAAUGGAAGUGAGAGGAUGCGAUAUGGACUUGGCAACUAGCACAAUGUUGACUCAUCUACUGUGCAAGAUGCACAGAUUUGAAGAGGCAAUUGCAGAGUUUGAGAAGAUGUUGCGGAAGGGUCUAGUCCCUCAGUUCCUUACUUUCAAACGAUUGCAUAACGAGUUAAGCAAGCGAGGGAUGAAUAAGAUGGCUCAGAAACUAAGGACCAUGAUGUCGUCAGUCCCUCAUUCCACAGAAUUACCCAAUACCUACGAUGGCGAUGGAGAUUCAUCGCGAUACGCAAGGAGGAAAUCUAUUUUGCACAAGGCUGAAGCUAUGUCUGAGAUUCUGAAGACGUGCAACGACCCAAGGGAGCUUGUUAAGGGUAGAGGUCCUUCUCCGAAUCCUCUAUCGAGUGCUCGUCAGUUGACGAUGGAUAUCAAGCGAAGAGCAAACUGAUAUGAGAAAUAAUUUAAGUAUUAGAGGGCCAAUUCUCUCUUCUGCACUUGUUAUACGCUGGCCUAAGUGUCAUAUAUGCAUGAAUUAGAGCUCAAAGGCCAAAGAAGUUGGCCGAGACUCGAGAAGAGGGUAACUGACGUUGCGGUUGGGACACAGAAGAAAUGGUCUCUUGAUUGAGUUUUGAAGAAAGGUUUUGGCCAUGGGGCCAAGUUCAGCGUAUACCCAUUUGUUUAUUUCCAUGCAGUAGCUCUCAAAGUUGGCAGCUUGGCGCAAGACAUGGUCCACAAAAGAGAACAUUUUGAAGGGUGCAAGACACACCAACCGUAUAAGAGUGUUAAAAAUUCUUGCUUCAACUCCAGACUGCGAUGGCUGGAAGGGGUCCCCAACUGCUGCUGGAGGAAAAAGGGAGGAAGAGGGAAUAAUGGGUAUUUUUAAGAUUCUGAAGUACGAGAUGAUAGCGGCGGCGGCGGGGACGGUAGUUGUGGCGGUGGCGGAGAAGAAUCAGCGGCUGGACUGACGCCCGGAGUGAAGAUGCUACGGUGAUAAUGGCUCAGCAGCAGCAGCAGCAGAGUAGAGAUGGCAGCAAUGCCAAUUUUUCGCACGGCAUUUCUAUGAGUACCCAACAACAGCAGCAGCAGCAGAAGGAAGUGAAGGUUGGGGCAAUGUUUCAUGAUUUUCUGGGUAUGAAGCCAGGCAGUAGUAGUAUUAGUAAUAAUAACAAUGAUAGCAACAGCAAAAACAACAACGAAGCCUCUGCAAUUUUGGCCUCUUCUAGAAACCCUGAUGCCUCUCCUUCUGCUUCUCAAUCUCUUGGGGCUUCCUCUGCCGGCGCCGGCGUUUCUAUUCCUGGUGGCCGCGGUGGCGGAGGGCUCCUUUCCACCGCCUCUGAUCUCGCCAGUGAAAGACAGGUUCCAAGUCAUCUAGAAGGAAUCCCAUAUUAUGUGCCAAGAAGUGAUCAUUCUGUAGCAGGAAGUAAAAGAAGCAACUCGGAUUCUACCUUUACUGCUAGGGACGGAGUCCCACAAAUCAUCGGCCAUGACUCUGAAAGCCUGCAUUUGAUGAAGAUGCUGAGGAAGGCAGGUCCAGGAGAGAUACCUAAGCGAUCAGCAGAUGAUGAUCAGGGCUUGUUUCAUGUGCAGUCAACAAAGCCUAGUUCUGCCUCACUUAUAUUGCAACCUUCUACUCCUGGAGGUAGACUUGAUCCUAACAAGUGGGAAAGAUCUCCGGUGCAAUAUCCUCCUCGUGGGAGUCAUUAUGUUCCUUUUACCCACCAACUCAAUGCAAGCAGAUUGGGAGGGGAAGCCACUGCUGCUGGUCCAUCAAGUAUCUCUCAGGCGGCAGCUGCAGACGAAGGAUCCAGAACUGGCAUCAAAGGCUCUGGACUUUUAAGCUCCAUUAAUGCUGGCUCUGGUAAUUCAGAAAGAAAUUAUACUGGUGUCAAGGCAAGUGGUAGCAAACCCAGGCCUGGUAUUCACAUUUUAGAAGCAGAAGCUUCAACUCCUUCAAGUCGCCAGGAUCUAGCAUCUGCAAGUCGGCAAAUGACCAUAUUCUAUGGUGGUCAAGCACACGUAUUUGACGAUGUCCACCCCAACAAGGCCGAUGUUAUAAUGGCGUUGGCUGGAUCAAACGGGAUGUCAUGGUCCACAACUAACACGCCAAAGGCUGCCCUUACUACGAGACCAACUGGUGGUGGGGAAACUUCCAUGGGGAGUGGUGGAGAGUACGACGCAGGUAAUGCAGGAAUCAAUGCCGCGCUAUUGGAGCGUGAGCUUCGAAGAAGGCUGCCAGUUGCCAAUAGUCCCAUACCUGCAGGGGUACCCUCCAGCGACCGGAUGAUAAUACGACCAACUGGUGGUCAUCAUCAUGGUGGUGGCAGCAGCAUUGUGUUAGGAGGUGGUAGAGAGACGAGAAACCAAGACCGGAAUGUACAAGGAAGUGCAGAAGAAAGAAGGGAUGUUUGAUGUUUCUUUGAAUUGUUGUAGAAGAAACAAGUUGUUGCUCUUGUUGUUGUUGAAGAAGGGUUGUGAAGUAUGGUUGAUUGGUAGAGAGUUAAACGAAUUCUCAUCCCGUUUAAUGUGAGAAAAAAUGGCUUUGUUUUUCACUCUUAUACAGAUAGCAAGCAUCUUCCAACAUGCUUGAUCUUUCUUCCCUUUGUUUUGUUUGUCUUUCUUUCUUUUAUGAAGGCC